UGUUUGAAAAUGAAUGAUAUGCAGCUCUGGUUGUAGACACAGUGGUAGGUUGGAGUAUAUGCGUGUGUGUUUCCCGGUAAACUGAAGCCACAUCAUUUAUUGAAAGGAGACAGGAAAAGCAGACGAUUCCAGUCUAAACCCGUGAACAACAAACCAUUUUCCAGCAAUGCAAUUGACAGCGUGUGAACCCACCUCGAUGUCUGAGGCCGUGGUGAUGGAACCUCCUCAGACCGGCGGCUUCCUGAACUCAUCAUGUGGUACAGGACACAGUGCUGCUUCCUUCGAUGAGGGCACUGUGGACACAGCAAAUGAGUCUUCAGAGGAAGAGUGCACUGGGGAAAGGGAAGAUGAGUUUGCAGUUACCAGCAGCACCAAGGCUACAGAGCCCCUGGCUGAACAGAACUCAAACACACAACAUGUGAAUUCCCAGCGUCCAGACUCCCUGUCGUUGUCGGUGGCAACAGAGCCAGGUCUGUGGACAUCACAGCGCGAUGCAGAGGUGAAACUCAGGAUUGGCGACUCCGGUGUGGCUGCUGAGACCCCUUUGACUGUUAACGAGAUGUUUGCCUCAACCGUGAAGCGCUUUGGUGACUACACCGCUUUGAGUUGGAAAGAGGGCGAGCAGCAAAAAAAACUCAACUACAAAGAUUAUUACCAGGCCUGCCGCACUGCCGCCAAGAGCUUCUUAAAGCUUGGUUUGCAGCGCUACCACGGUGUGGGCAUCCUGGGCUUUAAUUCUGCGGAGUGGUUUAUCGCUGACAUUGGAGCUAUUUUGGCAGGAGGGUUUGCUGUGGGGAUCUACACCACCAACUCUCCUGAGGCAUGCCAGUAUGUAGCAGAAAACAGUAAAGCUAAUGUCAUUGUUGUGGAGAACCACAAACAGCUGCAGAAAAUCCUUCAGAUUGAAGACAAGCUGCCUCACCUGAAAGCCAUUAUUCAGUAUAAAGAUGCACUAAAAGAGAAGAGACCAAACCUGUACACAUGGGAAGAGUUCAUGGAGCUCGGACGUGACGAGCCUGACGCGCCUCUGGAUGCAAUCAUCUCCAGCCAGAAGCCCAAUCAAUGCUGCACACUCAUCUACACCUCAGGAACCACAGGGCAGCCCAAAGGAGUCAUGCUGAGCCAUGAUAACAUAACUUGGACUGCUCUCUCCACUGGCAAACAUGUGCAUCUCACGGACGCCAAUGUGGCUCAGGAGUUGGUGGUCAGCUACCUACCGCUGAGCCACAUCGCAGCUCAGAUGGUCGACAUCUGGGUCACCAUGAGGGGUGGAGGGGUGACUCAUUUCGCACAACCAGACGCCCUGAAGGGUUCGCUGGUAAAUACUUUGAAGGAAGUGCGUCCCACAGCCUUCAUGGGCGUCCCACGCGUCUGGGAGAAGAUGCAAGAGAAGAUGAAAUCUGUUGGAGCAAAGUCUUCAACUGUGCGCAGGAAAGUGGCGGCUUGGGCCAAAGAUGUCGGUCUACAGACUAACCUGACCAAGAUGAACCAAAACGCAGCAGCCGGCCGCUCUCCGUUCAGCUAUCACAUAGCAAAGAAGCUUGUGUUCAAAAAGGUGCGCAAGGCCCUGGGCUUGGACCGCUGCACCAAGUGCUACACAGGUGCUGCCCCCAUUACCAAAGACACCCUGGAGUUCUUCCUCAGCCUUGACAUUCCUCUGUAUGAACUCUACGGCAUGAGUGAAUGCACUGGCCCUCACACCAUCUCCGGGCCCGAGGCCUUCAAACUCACCAGUUGUGGUAAAGAGAUCCCAGGGUGCAAAACAAAGCUGCACAACCCCGACGAAGAAGGAAAUGGUGAGAUCUGCUUCUGGGGUCGCCACGUCUUCAUGGGUUACCUCAACAUGCCCGACAAGACUGAAGAAGCUCUGGACGCAGAGGGUUGGCUGCAUUCUGGUGACCUGGGCAAACACGAUGAGAACGGAUUCCUCUUCAUUACUGGAAGAAUUAAAGAGCUCAUCAUCACUGCAGGUGGUGAGAACAUCCCUCCCGUCCCCAUUGAGGAUUCUGUGAAAGAGGCCAUACCACUGAUUAGCAAUGCCAUGCUGAUUGGAGACAAGAGGAAGUUUCUUUCCAUGCUGCUUACCAUUAAGUGCCAAGUGAACCCAGAGACGGGCGACCCUGAGGACGAGCUGACGCCAGAAUCUGUGGAGCUCUGCAGGAAUCUGGGCAGCAACGCCACACGCGUUUCUGAGAUUGCAGGCGAGCGAGACCGUGUGGUCCACACUGCCAUCCAGGAGGGAAUCAACCGGGUCAACGAGAAGGCAACUUCCAACGCCCAGCGCAUUCAGAAGUGGCUCAUUCUGGAUCGGGACUUCUCUGUUGGUGGAGGAGAGCUGGGUCCAACGAUGAAGCUGAAGCGUCCAGUGGUGCUGAAGAUUUACAAGGAGCAGAUUGACAACUUUUACAAGGAGCUGGCAACUCCAACAACCCUGGACAACCCGCUGCCUCCCAAGUAGAUGAUGCUGCGGCUGCAAGUAGAUCCAGAAGCACUCCACCUCAUUGGUCCAAAGUCUCCCUGAUAUCAUCUUGUUCCUGUAUAAAUGUUUUGGGUUGUUUUGCCUUAAGUUCUACUCAUUCUGUCUUUGUUGACUUUUGUGAAUGUUGUACAGAUGAGAACUGAGAGGAAGCCAUUGUGAAAUAGCUUUAUAAUUUUGAAAAUAUGUUGAAUCCAGCUAUUUAUUUGUAUCUCUUAAGAGGAACAGUAAGAUGAAGUAUCAGCAGAGAGUUACAUGUAGGAAAUGUUUCACUGUAACACUUGAGCUAAAGAGACAGAAUCCAAAAAAGAAGAAAAACGCACACAACAGGGUGUCUUUGAAACGAUAAUUAGCAUUCAUAUUUAUUUUUGACUAAAUUUGUUUUUACCAAAAAAUAGAAUCAAAUGAAGAAGCAUUUCUGGAAACACUGCAGGGUAACGGUUUCCUGCUCUUUACAUGUUUUGGGUAUUUUUUGUGUCUUUUGUCAGCUUUGCUUUAAAGAACAUAUUCAUAUAUUUUAUGUUUGUUUGAAAAGUAAAAAAGGUUCAUCAGCUAUUUUAAAAUCCAAAACAUGAAGCCAUAUCUGUUGCUUUUUGUAUUUUAUUGUCAUACUGUGUUCUAUUUGUGCAGACUCAUUUAACAAUGUAAUUUUGUGGGAUAUUGUAAAUAUGAUUUGCCUUUAUCACAGUUCACCUGGCUUUAUUUUUUUUCUCCAGUCUGCCAGCAGCGCCAAAAUGUCAUGCACUCAUGUAGACAUGAUGAAAUGUACAUAAGCUCAAAUACUUCAGAAUAUAUCGGCUGCGUACAGCAUGUUUUUAUCAAUCUGUUGCCAAAAUAUAUACUAAAUAUUUGAAGUUUUGUUCAUGCUGAAGAUGCUCGCUUCACAAACCAGAAUAUAAACUGCUAAAAGAAGUGACUGCACAGCUGAUCUGUACAUGCCGUAAUUGUAUAUAAGCAUAUUCUAGGUAAAUGCAGUGUGCAGUUAAAGGACAGUUUGAUGGUUAUGGUUCUCUGUAAAUAGCUGAAGUUAAAAGUAAAUGAGUUCAGAUAAAGAAAGGAAAGGAAAUGACGGCGAUCCAGUGUCUGGGUGGGCGAGUUCUGCAGCUCAAUCUAGAUGAUAAAACUUAUUAAACAAACCUAAUGUGUCCAUAAAAAAGUUUUCUAUUUAAGAUA
Messenger RNA from Melanotaenia boesemani (Boeseman's rainbowfish), 3649 nucleotides. RefSeq names its product acyl-CoA synthetase bubblegum family member 2 (gene acsbg2). Bases 167 to 2458 code for a protein of 763 amino acids. Gene Ontology annotation, molecular function: long-chain fatty acid-CoA ligase activity. The record is from RefSeq and is a predicted model, not a curated record. Gene Ontology annotation, cellular component: membrane; endoplasmic reticulum. The transcript has 15 exons. NCBI's taxonomy places the organism in Eukaryota, Metazoa, Chordata, Actinopteri, Atheriniformes, Melanotaeniidae.